Molecule: messenger RNA, 4017 nt
Organism: Cryptotermes secundus
Lineage: Eukaryota; Metazoa; Arthropoda; Insecta; Blattodea; Kalotermitidae
Gene: MYPT-75D
Product: protein phosphatase 1 regulatory subunit 16A
Exons: 10
Coding region: 479-2044 (521 amino acids)
Cellular component (GO): cytoplasm
Molecular function (GO): protein binding; phosphatase regulator activity; enzyme inhibitor activity
Source: RefSeq, a predicted model, not a curated record
GUGAGCGCAUUGCUCGUAAACUGUAAGUUGCUGACCCGGUUUAAAUUUUUUUCAUGGGGUGACAUAUUACUCGGGAAAACUUUCUUGUUAAUUGGCAAUUUUAAAAUUUUCUAAAUGUUAAUAUCAGCUUUACUUGUAUACUUAUAAGUGUAUAGUAUUUUGUUUGGAUAACAUUUCUGGGAAAAAGUUACGACAAAUUUCGCAUGAUAAUCGUAAUUUCAAGAUCUGGAAAAUGGCAACCGGUGGCACUUUUUUGUUAUGGAUUAUUUCUAGCAGCAGCAGGUAAAAUUUAUUGAUGUUGAAUAGCAAAAAUGGGCUUGAACUAAUACAGAAUGCUGCUGUUAGGUACGAGUGUAUUUAAAAGAUGUAUAUUCUCGUGUGGUUCCGGACACGGACUUCGUAACAAGGAAGUGGAGGCGAAUGUCACUUGCUCCUGAUUUCGGCCAAGGUUUCACAGGAGUACCACCACCAAACAGAAAUGGAGCAUGCAGAGCUUGUGGCCGAAAUGGCCCAUGUGGAGCACCUGAGCACCCAAGAACGUCUCCACUUGGCACGCCGUCGACGCUUGCAGCAACUCAAAGCAUGGGCACAGCGAGAGAAGAAGUGGUCAGGCCAGAAGGUUCCGAAGUCCAACAAACACAUAUACUUCAGUGACAGUGUUAUGCUUCUAGAAGCUGCUGCUAGGAAUGACAUUGAUGAAGUGAGGCGGUUGUUAAUAAAAGGUGUUAGUCCUGAUUCAACCAAUGAAGAUGGUCUGACUGCCCUACAUCAGUGCUGUAUUGAUGACAAUGAGGAAAUGAUGAAGCUUUUAAUUGAAUAUGGUGCAAAUGUAAAUGCAGAGGACAGUGAGAAAUGGACACCUCUUCAUGCUGCUGCUACCUGUGGCCAUCUACAUCUUGUCCGGUACCUCAUCAGUCGAGGUUCCAACCUUCUGGCUGUGAAUGCAGAUGGGAAUAUGCCAUAUGACAUUUGUGAAGAUGAGGCCGCACUGGACUACAUUGAAGGUGAGAUGGCUCGGCGAGGAGUGACUCAGGAACUGAUAGAUGAGACACGUGCUUCAACAGAGCUGCAGAUGUUGAGAGACCUUCAUCAGUUGGCAGUAGAGGGCAGAGACCUGGAAGCAUAUGACCACCAGGGAGCUACACCACUCCACAUUGCAGCAGCAAAUGGCUACUUGAGAGUUGUGGAGUUCCUUCUGGAUCACAAUGUUGCAACCAAUGUAAAAGACAAUGAUGACUGGCAGCCUGUGCAUGCUGCAGCCUGCUGGGGACAUUUGGAAGUUCUUGAGUUACUGGUACAUCAUGGUGCAGACUUGAAUGCCAAAACAAAACAUGAAGAGACACCUGCUGAUAUUUGCGAGGACCCAGAACUACGGGAAAGGAUCCUCCAGUUGCGGAGUGAACAGGAGACAAGGAGACUGCAGGAAACAAAGAAACGUGGUGUCAACCGGUCACAGUCCAAUACACGCACGCAGUCAGUGCGAAGAACAUCAAUAAGGGACAAAACAAUUAUCACAAAGAAAGAUGCAGUGGAGGAGGCGCGACGAUUGGCACAGGAAGUGUUUGUUUCUCCUGUUGAUGGGAGUGGAGCCAGAGUGGAGCCAGGGGCCCUGGAGAACAUUCCUCCUGGAGAUCAUAUCCCCAGCCCAAAGGAUGCUGCAAAUGGUGAGGUGGUAGGGAGUGGCCUGGUGGUGCCUACAGAAAGACGAGCCCCUGAGGGACAAGAUAAUGAUCUGGAAGGAGAGUUUGAUAAUGACUCCAAACCUGCAGCUCUAGGUAUAUUAGGGCUGCCAACAAGUUAUGUAACUGGAGGUAAUGGCAACAUCAACAUUCACGUAUCUGUAACAAUAAAUGCUGGCACACUGGCUGACCUCAAAAAACAGCGAUCACAGAUCCGCAACAAUAGUCCAGAAGGAGUCACAACAGGUCUUUCACCCAUCUCCUCAGUUGCAAGCAGUCCAAUGCCUUCUGUGCAGCGCUUCACUGGAGACACAGAUGAUGUUGUGGGUGACCCCAAGCCCAAACGUUGCUGUGUCAUUUCCUGAGGCAUACUUAAUUUUUAAGUAGAUGAGCUAGUACAAAUUUGUACCAUGAAUCAUUGUUGUUGGAACCCAGUGCAUGUUAUUUAUUUCACAUUCCAUAUUUACUGACUUCUCCAUAGGAACAUAUUGCAUUUGUGUGUGAUACAUUCCAGUGUUAUGUCUUCCUAUGCAGUGGAGUGAACUUAUGGUUGUUAAUUGCAGGUAUGUUUAAAUGCCAGGGCCUGAGGUUGAAAAUGGUAUUACUUUUAGGUAUUGAAUCCAUGGUAUAUUGAUUAGCCUUUCUGUAUCUUCAAAACAAAUGUGGUUUUUGUUGAUGCGGUCACUGUUAGAUUGUACAAUUGUCAGAAAUCCUAGGAUGGAACAAAACUUGUGGUAAUAUGAAUUAUCCAACAUUGAUGUGCUAAUUGAUUAGGGUUAUUGAUUAAUUUUUAAAGUUAUGAACCAUAGUUACAAUUUUAUCCUUUUUAAUACGAUAUAAAGGUUGUUCCAAAGUAACAUCAAGAAGAAAGAAAGAAAGAGAAGGAAAUAUACAGAUGAACUGUGUCUGUAAAGUUGGGACGUACUUCCCAAGUUUUGCUUUUUUGUAAUAAUUAAUGCUGAAAACUUGAAGAAAAGCAAAAAAUAUUAUAAAAACUGUGAAGGUUCACCUGUGUUAGUGAAGUCCAUUGUUAGGCUCAUUUGACUACCUUUGCACACAUUAUCAAUAUUCAGAUUCUUGCUAGAGUUAAGUGAGAACAUUCGGAGUACAAACUCAGCAGGAUCUCCCAUUGUUCCCUUUUAAUGGCCAUUGAUUUUUCACAUUUGAUACCGCUUGUUGUAUAUGGUCCCAUGUGUUUGUCAAGUGAAAGUGGAGUUAGGUCCAGAAAUGAAAGUGGCCAAGAUGUUGAACCUCUCCCAGUUCACCAGUCCGAAAGAUGCUCAUUUAUACUUAUAUGAUGAAUCUUCAUAUAAAAGAAGGGGGAGGGGAGGGGAGGAGAGCAAUUGAUCUGUUAUGUUCCAUUUGUCAUAGUAUAAACUUCGAACUUGGGUAGGGAUUCAUGAAAAUCUAUAUGAGAUGGUGGAUUGUGAGAGGAUGCUUGAAACCUUGGCCAACUUGAACUCUGACAUUUUUGCUUAUGGGAUUAUAUUAAACUUUCGUGCUGAGGAUGAAAAUUUAUGACACAGACCAUAUGAAGUGAAGAAUCAGAAACAUACCUGUAACUGCAGAAGUACUCAUUCAGCCAUGACAGGAUUUGGAAUACAAAAUGAAUGUGUGCAAAGCGACUCAUAUUGACCCUCAUGGGUAACACUGAUACAUUUUCAGGGUCUCUCAUUUCAUGCUUCAUUCAGUGUUUCCAACACUAAUUGUUAACAAAAUAACUAAACUUGAAAAUGGUACCAUAAUUUUAGAUACAUGGUGUAUUGUCAUGUGACUGAGUGUGACUAGACAGGGUGUGGAUCAGAAGUCAGAUUUAUUGGACUCUUACAGAUGUGUAACUACAAGUAAUUUUAACUGUUUCACUAAUUCACACACUUUACAGUUCACUAGAGCACACUUAAAUCUUCUUGCCCUACUGUCUUCACCAGUCUUCAGGUAAUGGCUUCCAGUGGUGGACAUUCCCCAUCCUCUGGGUUCCAAACUGUUCCUGGCCUCAGCUACAGCAACUCUCAACUAACUCUAGAUUUGUCCUGCAUGGAUCACGUAGAAAACACCAUUACUUGUAUUGUAUCCAGUUGUUGCCGUGAAAACAUGCUUGUUUGUGGAGCUGUUACUUAGUAACAGCUGUUGUAUAUUUGCUUAUCUCAUGGUCAUUGCCCUGCAGUGGGUCUACAUGCCACAGUAUUUCACUUGUGUCCACACUCAAUCAGUCAAGCAAGUAUUGGCUGAUAUGCUGUUGGCUUACUGUUUUUCUCAACUGUCAGCAACAGGAUUGAAGGAUUGAUGUAUGUGCCCUGAAUUUGCAUCUGCUAUUGAAGUAACUGAACUUAGAACCCAU